UUAUGGCGGAGCAUAAAAUUUCCCUUAAGAGUGAUGGACCACUUAAUUGAUUUAUUGCCCAUCAUUUUUCCUGACUCUCAGAUUGCAAAAAAUAUGAAAAUGAAGAGAACGAAAUGCCAAGCAAUAAUAAACAAUAUUCUAGGAGAAUCAGAAAAACAAGAUUUGUGUGCAGAUCUAAAGGAGCGAAAAUUCCCUGUCAUGAUUGAUGAAAGUACUGACAUCGGAGCGGUAAAAACUAUGUGUGUUGUGGUCAGAUAUUACUGUGCAAUAAAAGGUCGAAUUGUGAGCAGAUUUUGGGACCUAAUUCAAAUACAUGAUGGUUGCAAUACGAUGAUGGGGUGUCACAACUCUGUUUCGAGUCGGUUUAGAGCAAAAUGUCCCGGAAUUAUUGUUCUAAAAUGUUUUUGCCAUUCCCUGCAUCUUUGUGCGAGUGACGCCUGCAAACAGUUACCAGCUGAAUGUGAAAAGCUAACGCGUGAUAUCUACAAUUAUUUUGCGACCAGUAGCAAAAGACAAUCGCUAUUAAAAGAGUUUCAAGUAUUCACAGAAACAGAUAUUCACAAAAUUUUGAAACCAGCUCAAACGCGAUGGUUAUCACUAAGUGCUGUAGUGCAAAGGAUUUUGGAACAGUGGAAUGCCCUAACAUUGUUUUUUGAUGGAAGAUGGCUUGAAGACAACAAAUGUUUGGAGAUGAACAUGACAGAUAAUGAGGAUGAUGACAAUGAAUCGAACAUUUUUGAGCGACAAGAAGAAGAAGAAGACGAAGAAGAAGAAGAUAAUUAG
Molecule: messenger RNA, 783 nt
Organism: Leptidea sinapis
Lineage: Eukaryota; Metazoa; Arthropoda; Insecta; Lepidoptera; Pieridae
Exons: 3
Coding region: 34-783 (249 amino acids)
Source: RefSeq, a predicted model, not a curated record